GUCGAAUAAAAACCAUUCUCUCUAGGAAAUUAAAAUCCUAUCGAUAUUGCGAACAUACUUACGUAUUAAAUAUUCACAAAGCGGUGCUUUUGAAACCUGAAUUGUGUUUUAUAAUUUAUUUUUUCUCGUAUAAAAUUUAUUAUAAAAAAAGGUAAUUACACUGCUCAAAAAAAUUAUGGCAUAGAAAAUAUUUGCGGAAAAUUGGCCAAUUUUGACUGCCGACCACUUCGCGAAAAAUUAUCGUAGAUGAAUGAUUUUUUUUUCAAAAUGAAGUUUGAAGUCUACUUUACCUCCAUUUUUUGCAUGCAAUGCACCCCACCCCUGUAACCCCUGAAAUCUGAGGGCAUGUUUGGCAUACUGAAAAUUGCAAAGUUUGACGGAAUGCACGGAAUGCAUGGAAAAAUUUUUUUCAGGGACACUGUUUGCAUCGUCAUAAAGUUUAAAUCUUCCACUUCAAUUUAAAAAAAAAAAGUGAAGUCGCUACGAUUUUUUUUUCGCAAAGUUGCAGCCCUUCAAAAUUACUGUUGUUUUUGGCCUUUGAGCCAAGUACCGGCCGGUGGGUUUAAUGACUAAUCAAAACACGAGCCAGGAGCUGAAAAACGUGCGUGCACGCGCGCGUGUGUGUCCACAAACACUAUUGCCAUGGCUCUACUAUGGCUUCCAGUACAAUUAGCUUUUUGUCUCGUAAAAUGAACGCACUAGCGUGCGUGCCAUAUGUUCCGCUUAAUUAUAAACAAACUGCAGCAAAUUAUAAAUAAACGGCAGAAUUUUUGCCGUUGAUUUUAUAAUUAGAACUUUUUGUUUUUAUUUGGACAUAUGCAGGAGCAAUCGAAAUAGGAAGUAUCUAUAAAUAAGCUCCAUGUAUAAAUGGAAUAUACAUAUAGCUUUAUUAUUAUAUGAACAAACUAUAAUAUAUAUACAUAUAUCCUUCAGUAAAACAUUGUAGCCGCGUGCAUAUGUAUGUGUGUAUGUUGAUAUAUCAUUCUCGCGCAUAAAAGUAAACUGAAAUGGAAUUUGAAUAGCUUUUCAUUGUAACAAAAUUUAUUCAAUUUUUUAUAUUUUAUAUUCAUACACUUUAUUAUCAUUUUUCAGCUACGCCGUUCGGCCAAGUACCUAUGCUCGAAGUAGAUGGAAAGAAAAUUGUUCAGUCUACAGCUAUCUUCCGCUACUUGACAAAACAAUACGGUCUUGUCGGCAAGAACGAUUGGGAAUCUCUAGAAAUUGAUUCUACCGUCGAUACUAUACAUGAUUUACGCGCCAAUAUUACGGCUUAUCAUUAUAAAGACAAUGAAAUAGCUAAAGAAGAGAAACUCAAAAAUGCCAAAGAGAAGGUGCCGUACUACCUGGAACGUCUGGAUGCUCAGGUGCAAAAAAACGAUAAUAUAGGUAUAUAGAGAACCACAUCCUUUAAUGUGAUAAAUUGAAAGAACGAGACCGCGUUGACAUUCAAACGCUAUACAUCUUUGUGAAAAAUAUUAGGCAAGUAAAUUGCAUUGCAAAGUUUUACAUUUACAAUUCUAUUAUUUACAGAAGCAAAAUAUUAUGUAUAUAGCAUAUUUCAUUAUCAUAAUCAUAUAUGUUUUUGACUAAAUAUUUUAAGAAAUUUAUCUAGCUAAUAAUAUCGCAUACAACGUGUAUGUGUUUCUCGAGUACGUAUGUUAUUAUCAUAGAUAAUAUAUUUGAUUUGUCACGUUUUGAUGACACAAAUAGCAUAGUGUUGUGUGGAUGGCAUAAAGUUAUCUUCUGUCACGAUUAUUGCAUUGAUAAUGAAAGAUACAAUAUUUUUUACAUUAUAUCCAAUGAUCUUUUUUUGAUUAUGUUGUUUUAGAUUUCUGUGCAUUACGUGCAAAAAUUUUUAACAUGUUCUCUAUACUUUCUUUCUAUAUAA
Molecule: messenger RNA, 1888 nt
Organism: Formica exsecta
Lineage: Eukaryota; Metazoa; Arthropoda; Insecta; Hymenoptera; Formicidae
Product: glutathione S-transferase-like
Exons: 3
Coding region: 1116-1394 (92 amino acids)
Biological process (GO): glutathione metabolic process
Molecular function (GO): glutathione transferase activity
Source: RefSeq, a predicted model, not a curated record